Molecule: messenger RNA, 1314 nt
Organism: Prionailurus viverrinus (fishing cat)
Lineage: Eukaryota; Metazoa; Chordata; Mammalia; Carnivora; Felidae
Gene: FAM3D
Product: FAM3 metabolism regulating signaling molecule D
Exons: 10
Coding region: 343-1014 (223 amino acids)
Source: RefSeq, a predicted model, not a curated record
UCUGGGUGGCUACAGAGGGAAUUUUGCCCCACCCUGCGUACCUGUCCCAAGGGCCGGUCUUCCUCCCUCCCCGCCCCCAGCAGUCCCGUCCCGGAGCCCGUGACUCUGGAGCUGGAGUCUCCAGAGCACCCACGGGCUGCCAGGGUGAGCCGGCCAGGGACUCAGGAGACUGGAGAGCCCUGCAGGUGCAGAGUGGACACGUCCGGCUGGAAGAGCCGUCGCUGCCCCGCCCCUCCCCACCCCCACCCUGAAGCCAGAACCUGCUUGGCAUGGGCAUGCCAGCAAGAAGCUAGCCCCCUGCCAGGCUAACACUGACCCCAAGCCACUCCUCACCUGGACAAGAUGAGAGUGUCAGGUGUGCUUCGCUUCCUGGCCCUCAUCUUUGCCCUGGUCACCACAUGGAUCUUUAUUCGCAGCUACAUCAGCUUAAACGCGAAAACUAUCCGUCUGCCCCGCUGGCUGAGUUUGGUCACCAAGGAGAUCCCAGUCGUGAGGGCCAAGUGUGGCCUCGCUAAGCCCUGCCCCAAAGAGUUCUUCGCCUUUAAAAUCAGCAGCGGGGCUGCUAACGUCGUGGGCCCCACCAUGUGCUUCGAAAACCAGGUGAUCAUGAGUCCUGUGAAAAACAACGUUGGCAGAGGCCUGAACAUUGCCCUGGUGAAUGGAACCACAGGAAUGGUGCUAACACAGAAAUGCUUCGACAUGUAUUCUGGAGAAGUGAAGCUGCUGGUGAAAUUCCUUAAAGAAAUUCCAGAGGGCGCACUCGUGCUGGUGGCCUCCUAUGACGACCCGGGAACCAGACUGAAUGAUGAGACCAGGAAGCUCCUCUCCAGCCUGGGCAGUUCUUAUGCAAAGCAGCUGGGCUUCAGAGAUAGCUGGGUCUUUUUAGGAGCCAAAGACCUCAAGGACAAAAGCCCCUUUGAGCAGUUCUUAAAGAACAACCCAAACACAAACAAGUACGAGGGCUGGCCGGAGCUGCUGGAGCUGGAAGGCUGUGUUCCCCGGAAGAUACCGUAGGGUAGCUGUGGACCAAAGAAGCUCCUGGCUACUCUAGGAGUCAGAGCUGACUGCAGCGACGAAAAGGGGGCCAAGAGGCCUGUGGAAAGUGCUGGGGGAGUCCCCAUGCACUGUGCACCUCCCCUGUUUGGAAGCAGACCCCUCUCAUGGGCUGAGGCGGCUCACCCAAGGUGGCCAGACUCAGGGAUCCUUCCAGAGCUCAUCUGCUCUGGAGAGAACAGGCUGGUUGUCACUCCCGAGGAAGGACAGACUGCCCAUACCUGCGGCGCACAAUUAAAUUUUAUUUUUGCUCACUUUGAA